AUUUGAUGAACAGUAAAUAGAAUGCAAUAAUAUGAAAUGACUAAUUGAUAUCUGAUCAUGGUACCGAAUUACUGACCGAAAUCCCCAAAUGGACGUAUAUCAGAAAACAAGACAGUAAAAUAGGGUUUUCAUGUAUUUAUAAAUAUGUAGCUCUAGGUUCUUUCCACUUCAGUAUCGCCUCAUCAAUUUUUUCUCAUGAUAAAUAGUACCAGAUAUGCUCGUUUGUACUUCUGUAAUCAUAAAAAGUUUCGUCUAGAAAAAGCGUAUGAUCAUAUUUUAGAAAUUUGAUUGAUUCUCUUAGAAUCGAGUGUCAGUACUUUAUUAUUCAUACAGUAUGUAAUUAUAGACUUGGGAUUCUGAAGUAUACAAGUUUCUCCAUUUUCAACUACUUUUAAAGAAAUCUUGUGUGUGUAUUGCAUUUUUUGAUCCGUAUGCAUUGUGAUAUACUUAACUUUUGCAGAUCAUGAAUCAAUAUAUUAUACCAUUGGCACAUAACGACCCAAGACUUUUUUCUCAUGUCUCACAAGCCUUUUCCUUGGUUGAUCUUGGCAAGCGUUUACUGGAUGCCGCAAAAAACGGAGAUGUCGAGGAAGUCAAGAAUUUAAUAAAUAAUGGAGCACCGUUUACUACUGACUGGUUGGGAAUAUCUCCUCUCCAUUUCGCUGCUAUGAAUGGACAUCUUAGUUCAUGUGAAGCGCUCCUACGUGCUGGUAUUAGCAGGGACGCUCGGACUAAAGUUGAUCGUACUCCUCUCCAUUUAGCUGCUCAAGAGGGUCACGCAGAUAUUGUGGAGCUUCUGUUGCGUAAUGGAGCGGAUCUUAGUGCUAAGGAUAUGUUACGUAUGACAGCACUACACUGGGCAGCCGAAAGAGGUCAUACACCUGUUGUUCAAAUGUUGAUGCGUUUUGGAGCUGAUGCACAUCUCCAGAACAAAUUCGAAAUGACUCCUUUAGAUAUAGCUGAAUGUAAGCAACACAAUGAUGCUCGGGAUGCUAUGUUAAAUACUCAGUAUGAUUUAGUAUCGUCAGUCGGUCGUAUGGCUGCCACGAAUGGGGAUAUAGUAGGUGCUAACGCAUACAUCUUAACGGAGGAAGAGACGUUAGUUCCAGCUGCUCCUCCAGCUGAUGAGGUGACUGUCACCGCGACAACGGUUGAGGAGUCUUCCAACAUACAAGACUCUGAUAUCUCCGAAACAUUCUCAAAUGGUGGUGAUGCUUCUAAUGAAGAUGAAAAAAUUACAACUCUUACGAAAGUAAAAAGUGGUCACAGUGGUUCUAAUAAACGAAUAUGGAAAACUGAAUUAAGUGAAAAUACAAAUGUUCAUGGUGAAAAUUCGGAAGUCCAAACCACUCCUUAUUCAUUAUCACAGUCAACACAGGCAGAUAAUACAGAUUCUAUUCCGAAUAUUAAAAACAAACCAAAUUUAUCUGGUGAUAUUUUAUUGCCUUUGGAUGAAGAUUGUCCAAGAGAUGUUAUGAUAGUUGAAACUCCGGAUGGUGAAACGCUUUAUGUUCAUCAUCAGUCUAAUGAAGACGGUUCCAGUGGUCUAGUCAUUUUGAAUGACAUAGGUGAACAGGUGAAUAAUCCAAGUUUGAUGGCACAAGUAAUGGACGCGUUAGUCGCUUUGCCAGAAAAUGUAAUCAAUGAAACAUUAAAUGCAGAUAACUCUAACGUAAAUAUUGAAUCGGAGUUAGAUGCUUCAUCACUUCAACGCUUGGAAAAGAGUCCAAAUAACAGAAACCUGAGGUCAAAAUUCAACAAGACAAUCGUUAAUAAUGAUAGGUUUUUUCAAACUAGCACUAAUGGAUGUCAAACUGGAGGUCGACGACUAAGCCCUACGCAUACUAUAGAUAAUGAAGAUGAUGACGAAGAUCUUGACAACGAUGAAUCAGAAUCAUUAGUAGCUCACUUAGCUGCAUUUGCCAACCAGCCUGAAUCCCAACAAACAACUAUCUGUGUAGAAGGAAUGGGAUCUGGUGCUUCAACCCAUGACUUAAUAAUGUGGUGCUUGUACAAUGGAAUAUUUAUUCGUGGCUAUGCAGAUGAACCAACCUUUAUAAUCGAAUUCGUCUAUCAGGGUGAGGCAUACACUCUUUCGGCGUCAUAUGAUUCACAAUCUGGUACUAUCAAUUUCUAUCAUGUGGAGACUAACCAGAAGUUAUAA
Messenger RNA from Schistosoma intercalatum, 2164 nucleotides. Lineage: Eukaryota; Metazoa; Platyhelminthes; Trematoda; Strigeidida; Schistosomatidae. The record is from the annotation of a GenBank genome assembly.